AUGUCCUUUGGUGAUUUCGUUAGCAGUCUUGCUGUUGACAUUUUGGCUAUCGGAUCGAGAAUCUCAAAAGUGGUUCAAACUACAGAUGAAGCAUUAGAAGGAAUACAAUCAGGUCAGACUUUACUAUCUGGUGGAUUUGGACUUUCUGGUGUGUCUGACACCUUGAUCAAUGCAUUAUUAGAGAAGAAGGAAAUCAAUAACCUAACAGCCGUGUCAAAUAAUGCUGGUUUGGAUGGGCAAGGUUUAUCAAAGUUGUUACAAUCUGGUCAAAUUACCAAAAUGAUUGCAAGUUUCAUUGGAAUGAACAAGACUUUUGAAAAGCUGUAUUUAGAUGGUAAGAUUGAUUUGGAAUUGACUCCUCAAGGUACCAUGGUGGAAAAAGUCAGAGCUGGUGGUGCUGGUAUCCCAGCUUUUUACACCCCAACUGGGGUGGGUACCUGGGUUGAGGAAGGUAAAUUACCAGUUAGAUAUGGUGAGAAUGGUGAAGUAUUGAAAACUACAAAACCUAAAGAAACAAGAGAAUUCAAUGGACGUAAAUUUUUAUUGGAAGAUAGUAUAUUCGCUGAUGUUGCAUUUGUCAAGGCUUUCAAAGCUGAUACUUUGGGUAAUUGUUGGUUUAGAGGAUCAUCACAAAAUUUCAACACUGCUUUUGGUAAAAAUGCUAAAUUAACUAUUGUGGAAGCUGAGAACAUUGUCGAACCGGGAGAAAUCAAACCUGAAAAUGUUCAUUUACAAUCAGUCUAUGUUGAUAGAAUUAUUAAAUCUACUACACCUAAAGAAAUUGAAAUAGUCAAGUUGGCUGAAGAUCAAAAAUCACCAGAAGAGUUGUUGAGUUCUGGUAAUGAAAAAGAAUUGAAAAGGUUCAAGAUCUCUCAGCGUGCAUCUAAAGAAUUCAAUGGUUUCAAAUCCGCAAACUUGGGUAUUGGUAUGCCAAAUCUAUCUGUUGCUUUCCUUCCUGAAGAUUCUCAAGUCAUGUUACAAUCAGAAAAUGGUAUUUUGGGCAUGGGUCCACAUCCAAGAAAAGGUGAAGAAGAUGCAGAUUUAAUCAAUUCAGGUAAAGAAACAGUCACCUUAUUGAAAGGUGCUUCAUUAUUCGGUUCAGAAGAAAGUUUUGCCAUGAUUAGGGGUGGUAAAGUUGGAUUAACAAUGCUUGGAGGGUUACAAGUUUCUGAAAAUGGUGAUUUGGCUAAUUGGGGAUUGCCUGGAAGAGUUAAAGGUAUGGGUGGUGCAAUGGAUUUAGUUUCAAAUCCUCAAGCUACAAGAGUUGUUGUAUUGAUGGAACAUGUCGAUAAAAAAGGCCGUUCAAAGAUUUUGAAAAAAUGUCAAUUCCCAUUAACUGGUACUAAAUGUGUCAAGAGAAUUAUUACAGAUCUUGCAGUGUUUGAUGUUGUGGAUAAUGAUCAUUUGAAAUUGAUUGAAAUUGCUGAUAAUACCACAUUAGAGGAAGUCAAGGAAAAGACUGACGCUGAUUUUGAAAUUGCUGAUGAUUUAAAGAAGUUUUAG
Messenger RNA from Hansenula anomala, 1503 nucleotides. Its product is annotated as 3-oxoacid CoA-transferase. The transcript has 2 exons. Gene Ontology annotation, molecular function: succinyl-CoA:3-oxo-acid CoA-transferase activity. Gene Ontology annotation, biological process: ketone body catabolic process. Bases 1 to 1503 code for a protein of 500 amino acids. NCBI's taxonomy places the organism in Eukaryota, Fungi, Ascomycota, Saccharomycetes, Phaffomycetales, Wickerhamomycetaceae. The record is from RefSeq and is a predicted model, not a curated record.